AUGUUGGCCGUCGGGUGGCCAACCGUUCUUGGUCAGCAACGCGGUUGGUUUUCUGCUUCUUUUUUUUUUUUUGAAUUCUGUGUAAAAAUGCUAUUUUUUUGCCUUUUUGCGUUAGAAUUUAAGGUAGAAAAUGGUGUUUUUUGGCUCAUUUUUUUAUUCAAACUUUUGUGUUAAAAUGAUUCAUUUUUUUGCCGUAUUUUAUUGGGGAUUUGGGAACAUUUUAUUCAUUCAGUUGUUAUAUAUAAUUUGAGGAAGCUACAGCUUUUUUUGUGUAUUUUUUUAAAAUUCCACUGUUAAGAAUUUUCAAAGGCGCACAAUUCUUCCACGAACUUAAAUAAUUUUUGAAUCGGCUCGAAGGUUUCAUCGAUUUUUUUGAACAGAUUUUUAUAUUUUUUUAUCAAAAAAAUUGAUUUUUUUGGGUUUUUUUGUUUUCUUUUCGAAGGAGUAACAUUUGUUUCACUUAAUUUAAAAACAACAAAAAUCAUGAAAAAAACAUAUUUUUUUGACGGUUCUUGUCUUGAAAUCAACCGAAAUAAUCUAAAAUUUGAAAAAAAUGUCGCCAUUUUUUUGAAGUUUACUAGACGUUUUUUUCUUCAGCUAUAAGAACAGUUAGAUAUGUUUUUGGGAAUUUUUUUCUCAGAUUUUUGAGUUUUGAGAAAAAUAAUACGCUCUGUUAACGUAUCAUUUUUCUAAUUUUAAGGCUUUUUGUGUUUUUCUUCUGGAAGCCUCAUUAGAAAAUGAUCUCUGAAAAAGGUUUUCACUAAUUUUUCAUUUUUUUUUUUAAAUUUAUAUAAUAGAAAAAAAUAAUUCGAAUGCUAAAAAAAUGGUUUUUUUCUUCGUUUCCUUAGUUGGCUUUUUGUCAUUGAAUAAUUUUUCCUGAAAAAGGGAAAUUUUUUUCUAGACGGAUAUAAUUUUGGGUUCUCUUUAGGGAAGGUUUUUUUCGAAUUUUUCAAUUUUUUUGAGGAUUUAUACAUUUUUUUGAGUCCUUUUUCUUAACUGGGCAAGGUUUUUGGAUAACAUUCAUUUUUUUUUAGAUUUUUUGAAAUUCUUAGAAGAACAAGAAGAACGAAACUCGCAUUACCAUUUUUCGUUGUUUUUCUCAUUUCUUAUCCGUCUCUUGAAACGUACUGCAAGUUGGGGCGUAGGAUUUUACCGGGGAUUUCCCGAAAUUGGCCCCGUUUGCCUUGCAAUUUACAACUAGAGUAAGGAGGGAUGUGCUCGCCGAGCCCAUUGUGACGUCUUUUUGGCACCUUUUGUCCAGGUGACGUUAUUAUGGCUGUGUGUGGGGUGCACACAUGGAGAGAAACGUAAAUGCAUUGAGAAGGUCUUUGAGGCGCCGAAAUGGCAGUUUCUCGAAGAAUAACUGUUAAAAAGGAGUUCUAGUUGAUCGAAACCAUUUUUUAGGAGAGAAAUUUGUUUUUUUUUCGGGGUCUUAGGAACUCCAGAAUGGUAUAUGGGUAACCUUAGGGAUUCUUAAAGGUUCCCCUUUAGGGACCAAUGAAGCUUGCAAAAGUGGACUUUUGCAAGCUUCAGUGGUCCCUGGAGGGGUUUCAGUUAGUAGCCCAUUUAGGGGCUGGUCGAUGAUUUUAUGAGCCAUAUGCGUAGAAGCCAUUCCAUGAAAAAAACUGAAAAAUAAGCGUUUUUUGAAUGAAAUCGAGAGACCCCUAUAGGGUCCACUUGAGCUUUAGGGGCUGUUGGGUCCGACCCUAAACCCCUAUAGGGACCACUCUUAGAUUCUUAAGAUGAUCGAGAUAUUUUUGAAGAGAAUUUUCUUAGAUCUUAAUUUUUUGGUCUUGCUUUCAUCCAAGAAGACAAAAUUUCAAUUAGAAGAAAGAAAAAGAAGAAAAAAAACGGCUCGUCUUACGGAUUUCCCACGGGUUGAGUGUUUCGCGCCGGCCAUAUAUGGGGUCAACAACCGUCCGACGCGACGCCACACACACAUUUUGGCUGGACGGAGAUGAUUCACAGGGUUGAGCAUUGUGUCCGACUGCCGCCUUCAACUUGCGCCUCUUUUGAGGGGUUGAGCACCGGGCAAAAACGGGCGCUCAAGGGGUUCUUUUUGUAUCCCGAAUGCUCAAAAAAGCAGUGAAACGAUUCAUUAGAGGGUGAUAAAAGGGCUCAAAAAGGUGCUGAAAACUCCCUUUUGUGUUCUUCAUGAAGCUUCUUCGUUAGGGUUCUUCGCUAGGAUUUUUUGAGGCUCAAGGAGGGUAAAAUAGAGAGAAAAAUGAGUUGUUAAAGGGUGAUAAUAGGGCCCAAAAAGGUGCUAAAAACUCCCUUAUUCGUCCUUUAUAAGGCUUAUCCGCUAGGAUUCUUUAAUGCUCAAGGAGAGGUGAAAAAAGGGAUAAAAUUGGGUCGUUAGAGGGUGGUAAACGGGCGCAAAAAAGACAACAUAACUAAACCAUAGAAGUUGAAAAAAAACUUCUGAAUUUUUCAAAGACUUCAACGAUUUUUAAGGUAACUCAUAAUAAUAAGGUGAUCAUUUGGAAAAUACCUUGCGAUUAUCUUUUUUGGAACUUUAUUGAUUUUUUGAGGAGAAAGAGCGCCAAUUUCAUUCUCUUGAUUUGGUAAUUUAUUAUCCAACGUAAUGUCGUGGGAAAAGAUAGGAAAGGGCGAUUUAAGGGUAAUUUAGUGAUUUAUAUGGGAUUUUUGGUGGUUCUUAAAAGGUUCAAGCGAUUGCUUUUUUUGAAAAAUAGUUUUCGAGAAGUAUUCUGAAUAUAAGGAAUAUUUUUGCAGUACCAUCGGCGCCGCAAAACUUCCACGUCGAGUUGACCAGCGCCACUUCGGUCAAAAUCACCUGGGACCCGCCGAAAUUCCUCAAUGGCGAAGUUUUGGGCUACCAAAUGCGAAAAACCGUCGUGGAUAGUCCCGGCAAGGAGCGGAUCUACAAUCAGAAAGACCUUCAGGUUUGAUUUUUUUCAUUUUUAAGGGGGAUACAAAAAAGUGACGAUACAUGAAGGAACUUUCCUUUUUGCGAAAAAGGAUUCUCUUUAGGGACCACUUUACCAACUCUUAUAGGGGCCACUAAAGCUUGCAAAAGUGGUCCGUACAAGGGUUAUAGUUAGUGGUCCCUAUAGUGGGCAUUCUAAAACAAAAAAUGAAGUUGAAAGACCCCUAUAAGGACCACUUAAGCUUUAGGGACUAAGGGAUCUGACUCUAAACUCGUAAAGGGAUCACCUUGAUUCUACCCUAUUGAGACCACUUUUUCAGCCCCUAUAGGAGCUAUUUUUCUUUCUUACCCCUAUAGGGAGUGCUUUAGCUUUAGGGGCUGAGGAAUCAGAUUCUAAACCCCUAUAGGGAACACUUUUUCGGUCCCUAUAGAGGCUGCUUUUCCCUCUUACCUCUAUAGGGAGUACUUGAGCUUAAGGUGCUUAGGGGUCAGAUCCUCAACCCCUAUAGAAGCACUUUGAUUUAACCCCUACAGGGACCACUUUUUUCGGACCCUGUAAGGGCUGUUUUUCCCUCAUUCCCAUAUAGGUAGUACUUGAGCUUCCGGGACUAAGGGGUCAGAAUCUGAAACCCUACAGGGACCAUCUAAAUUUUAACCCUAUUGGGACCACUUUUUUGUUCCCUAUUUUUGUUCCCUAUAUAGGGGCUAGUUUUCCCUUUUACACCUAUAGUGACCACUUAAGCUUUAUUGGCUAACGGGUCAGAAAAUAAUUUCUAUAGGGAUUCACUUGAUUUUAACCCUAUAGGGGCCACUUUUGACCCCUAUAUAGGGGCUGUUUUUUCUCUGACUCCUCUAAAGACCACUAUGAAAUUCCUAAUUCAGUUUGUUAAAUUCUGAGAAAUUUUUUUGUCCAUUUAUUGCUUAUUUUUGAGAAAAAGCUAAAAAUGGCUCAUUCAAACUUGUGUUGAAUAUAUGAGAUAAUCAUCAAUUGUUUUUUUUCGCUUUUUAAAAGCGCCAAAAAUCUGAUUCUUUUUGAGUUUUAUUUGUUUGGCUCGCAAAAAUUCUAUUAUUUCCAUUUCCACCGACGAUUUUCUCAUCCGCCACCUCUGAUAGUUACUCGCUUGGCCCCAUUUUCUUGGUUUGCUUUGAAGCGAAACUCAUUUGCAUUCCAUUAUUAUGAGCUCCCUCGGGGCGUUCGAGCUAAGUAGCGGGUUCGAAGCUGUCAAUUUUGUCGCGAAUCUCCCGACAAAAUGCGAAUUUAUUCCUCAAGUUUUGCCUUUUCCUUCGAAAACUUUUGCCCUUUUUGAAAAAUUGUCCCCUUUUUUCAUUUCUUGCAACUGAAGUUUUGAAAUUUUGCAACUGAGAAUCUCAAACUUCACUUUGAUAGGCUCGAAAAAUCAGUUUUUGUUAGAACUCCUUUAUCAUUUGAUCUCGGAACUCGGUAACGAAAGCUCCAGAAGUUCUUAAGAAUUUUAGAGUGGUCCCUAUAGGGGUAAGGGGUAAAAACAGACCCUAUAGGGGUGAAAUCAAGGCUGUCAAAUCUUAGCCCCUAAAGCUUAAGUAGUCCCCAUAGUAGUCGUUCAAUUUUAUUCAAAAAAGGUUAUUUUCAUAGUUUUUCGCAUGGAAAUGCUUAUUCGUAUAGAGUUCAUAACCAUUAUCGACUAGCAUGUCCCUAUAGGGACCAGUUUUGCGACUUUAGUAGCCUUUAUAGGGGUUGAUGAAAUUAUCCCUUAUAUUGCUCCUAUAGGGACCACUCUGAAGUUCCUAAAUUUGUGAGCAGUUCUAAGCACACGAGGGGGGGAGGGGUCCGGUUUGCGUUACUGAGGUUCGAAAGUUCGAUUUCAACAAAAUUCGGCUAAAAUGUUUCAUUUUUUAAAGCCCAAGUGGUCCCUAGAGGGGACUUCCCAAGGGCCCCUAAGGUUGCCCCUAUCACUCUGGAGUUCCUUAUUAAUGAUUCUCCAAGCCUUGAGAAAGACGAAAUUCCUUGCAGAAACGAUACUUUAUCAUCGACAACUUGGACCCCAACACCAAGUACUCGUUCAACAUGAACGCCUUCAACCGUUACGGCGACGGCGAGUACACUGAGCGCAAAUUCGUCACCACUCAGGGCAUUCGUCAGUUUUUAUCAUCUUCACACUUAUUUCUAAAAGCUUUUACUGCGCUUAAAAAAAAGAAUAGGUUUAAACUUUACGGUGAAUCAUCAAUAAUGGAAGGAAGGUCUUAAAAGGUUCAGCAAUACCCGAAAAAGGCCAAAAAUAUAUUUUAUAGUGGCUCAAAUUGUUGGUUGAUAGGCUAGUUUUGACGUUUAGAAAAUCGAAAAUUCAUUACUUUCAAAAUAAAGUGGAACCUCCUUCAUUGCAAUUUUAGAAGUAUGAAAAAAAUAAUGUGUGUAUUUUGAACCCUAUGCGUAUAGUUUGCUAGAUAAAAAUUGAAAAAGAGAAAAAAAAAUACGAAAUACAGUGUGAUUUGAGUGUUUUAUAGCUUUUCCCAGCCCAAAAAGAGCCACGAAAUUUCAGCGCCUGAAGCGCCAGAAAUCGUGUCGGUCUCGUUGGAGCGCGACGAGCCGCCGAUUGUGGCGCGAAUCGAGUGGAAAUUGCGACGGACGCGUCCCAACGAAGGGCCCAUCGAACGGUACAAAUUGUGGCUCAAGCCGAGGAAUUCGACGGAAACCUACACCCUGAUGAAGGUGGUCGCCGGCACGGAAAUGUCCACCGACGUCUCCGGUCUUUGUGAGUUUUCCGAACAAUUUCUGGGGGAAACUUUAGUGGACACUUGAGGGGUUACUCAAGAGGUCAAAAGGGCUCUACUUGAAAGACUACUCAAGGGCUCAAAACUUUAGUGAUUACUUGAGAGCCUUUUCAAGGGUUAAGAACUAUAGUGGCUACUUGAGAAGUUGCAUAAAGGCUCAAAACUAUUGUGGCCACCUAAGUGUUCACUCAAGGGCUCAAAGCUUUAGUGGUUACUUGAGAGCCUACUAAAAGGCCAAAACUUUAGUGGUUACUUAAGAGGUUACUCAUGAGAUCGAUACUUUGGUGGUCACUUGAGAGAUUACUCAAAAGCUCAAAGCUAUAGUGACUACUUGAGAGGUGACUCAAGGGCUCACAACUUUUCUAAAUGUGAAAACUCUUUAGUGGCCACUAAAAACUCAAACAGAGCCUUGAAAGUUGUAAUACUAUACUAUUUUUUUAGGGUCUUUAAAUGGAAUUUUCUUGUUUUGUAGCGAAAUUCUUAGAAAAUGGCAACUCCAAUUGUAGGAUUAUAGCCAUUUUUUCCACUUUGCCGCAAUAUUUCCUUCCUUUUUUUUUGCCCAAACGCCAUUCCUAAGGUUUAUAAACUUUAAAUUGAGCAAUCAAAUGCGAUUUUUUGACUUUGGUUUAAAGUAACAGAGCUUCUAUUAAUUUAUUACAGGUUUAACUGUUAUUUUUUCACCUUGUCACUCUCCUUUUACAUUCAAUUUUUCAUGAGAAUUGAUAUUCGAAAAUGUGAAUUACUUGAAAAUUUCCAGGGAUGGGAGUAGUCUACGACGUUUUCCUGGGCGCCGAAAAUAAGGAGGGACUCAGCGCCAAUGCGACGGAGACGUUGGCAACACCCAUCGGAAGUCCCGACGGGGAGCCGCUCGACGUCCAGUACGAGAUCCUCAAGGGGAAGGUAAGGAUCCGAUUAGAUCAGUGAUAAAGUAAAAUAUUUUGCUUUUCAAAAAAAUGAGUGAAAAAAGGUGUGAGAUGAUCUUUGACGAAAGGUUGAAUUUGAACAGAAAUCGAGUCGAAACUGAGAAAAAGUGAUAUUUUGAAGAGCAGUUAGCUAUCCAGUUAGAUAGGGUACCUUCAAAGGGAGAAGAAAGUUUAUUAAAUUUUUAUGAUUCAAGUUUCAGAAGGCCUUAGUUUUUGUUAGGGUUUCAUCAUGUUAAAAAAACAUUUUUUUCAAAUUUCAUUCAAGAAGCCAACGAAAAACGUUCGUUGCUAUAAAAUAUCCGAGAAGGUUUUUGAAAAAAAUCUUGGAGAUGUUCUAUUAGAAUAUGUUUUUUUCACUGAUUUUUUUGAAAUCGAGUCCAUUUUUCAAUUUUGUAAAGUUAGCUAGAGAAAGUUACAUUUUUUUGCUGAUUUUUCACUUAUUUUACUAUGAGGCUCUCAAAUUUGAUAUAAUAAUUUUUAAAAAAAGUUUUUUUCUUUUUAUUUCUAGGAAAUCAACUGUAAGGGUUCCGAAACCGUACAACUAUCCAGAGAAAACUAAAUUUUCCGCUCAUUUUCACUGAGUUUGACUAUGAGGCUCCUAAAUUUGGGUAAGUAUAAAGACGGUUUUUUUCUAUGGAUAUUGACUAUAAGGAUCACGAAAUUGUAAGAAAAAUUCCGAGAAAAUUGAUUUUUUUUCGCCCAAUUUAACUGAUUUUAACAAAAAGUCCAAGCUGGACCGUUGAGUGGACACCCGAAGAAAAGUUGUCGUAGGUGAAAAGUGUGCAUUUUUAUUCGUUUAUUACGUUACAACGACGUGUCGGAUAGAAGAUAUCCAAGUCAUAUCGUAGUAGUUCUGGCACAUGUGUGGAGCCGCCCAUUUUUUUCAACUUUUCCUCGAAAUUUUCCGCUCUUCCUUUGCACGUUUCGGCUUUCCACAAACACGUGUUCGAGGCAUGUUCUGAGAAUUAGUCUCACUAUUUUCUGUCCUAUAUGCGGCCACACAGGAAUAGGACGAAAAAGGUUGCCUUUUUUUGGGUUGAAAUUAGGUUUUUUGAGGUUUUUUUCUGUUGGAAUAUUGGGCCGAGAAUGUCCCAUUUCGAUUCAUUUUUUUCCAAACUUAAAAUUUUUUUACUGACAAUAAUUUAAUCUUUUGAUGAGUUUUUAGAACUUGAAUCAAAUGUAAUAGAGAAUUUUUAAGAUUUUUCCUUUUUCAAAAAAAUUGAACAAAAAUGAAGAAUUUCGAAGUGUUUUUCUUUCUAUUUUUUUACAUGGUUUUUCCCGGACCUUGAGUGAUUUUUUUGAUCAACAUGUUGAACUAAAAAAACGGAAAAAAAUCGUUCUGCCUGGCUUUUUAUUUCAAAAUGUUCAAUUCAGUUUGAGUUUUUUUCAUUUUUUUAUUUAAUAUUUUUUUGACUUUCUCCGUCUAAAAUUCUACCAAAACUAUAGAAAUAAAGCGUUAUAAUUCAUUCAUCGAAUUUUCGUAGUUUUUUUCAAUCACUUUUCCAAUGAAUAUUCUAUUGCAAGUGUGAUUCUAGCUUCAAAAAGUAGUCAUUAUGAACUUGAACGAGAAUUUUUUUCUUUGAAUAUCAACUUAAAAAAAUUGUAAAAAAAUUCCAGAAUUUUUUUCUUCCGCUUUUUUUCCCUUUUUUUGUUGAUUUUUCGGCUCAAGUUAUUCUCAAAACAAAUAAAUUAUGCGUCUAGGGAAUUGCGAAAAGUCGAAAAAAUAAAGAAAUUUUUCCUCUUUCAAGCUUUUUUUUUCAGAUUAUCGUCUCUUGGCGACCUCCAGCUGAGGAGAAACGCAACGGGAAUAUCAGUUUCUACAAAGCCGUCCUGACUUCGAUGGAUUCCAGCGGCGAUCGACUCGAAAAAACGGUGGGUUUUGAGGGGAAAGGAAGCAGAAAAGAAAGGAAAAUCGAGGAAGUUUGGCUGAAAAAAAAACUAUUUUUGAAGAUUGUUUCGUGCUUCAAUAGUGGUUAUAAAAAAAGAAAAAAAUUGGAGUUUUUUUAUAAAAUUCAGCUUUUUUUCCUGUCAUUUUUGACUCCAAGAUAAAAAAAGUUCUAAAGGUUCAAAAAAAGGCAGGAGAAAAUAGCCCUUUUUGAGCAUUUCUUCGUGCUCCAAUGGUAGUUUUACAGAAGAAAAAUCGGAGUUUUUUAUUUAAUUAAGCUUUUUCCAGUCAUUUUUAACUUGAAAAGAAGUUUUUUAAAAAAAACCUCAAAAAAAGCUAGAAUUAUUGAAGCAAGAGUGAAAUGUGGAUGAAAAAGUGAAAAAAAUAGCCGGCUUUGUGACAGCUUUGUGCGCUCUAAUGCUAUUUUUUUAUGAAAAAUCAAAAAAAUGAGUGGUCCAAUUUAAACUUGAAUAAAAAUCGCGAGACAUUUUUGAGGUCCAAGUACAUUGAAAAAUACAUUGAAAAGAAAAAAUCAGUUUUUUUUAUCCAAGGGAAAGUUAUUUCUUUAAAAAACCGCGAUCAGCGAAGCCAAUCGAAUCAAAAUUGAGAAAAAAUAUAAAUAGCCGCUAAAAAGCAGGUUUCUGUGCUCCAAUGAUAACUCCACACAAGACCUUCUUGAACGGAAAAUUUCCAAACUUGACUGAGUAUGGACAGCUGUGAUAUUAGGACUUGUGCGCUCCACGGUCAGCUCCUCAGGAAAAAAACUUCUCAUAUCAAAUAAGCCGAAAAAUAACGAUUUUCCCCUUGUGGCAUGCCAAAUUAGCAUCGUUUCUUCUCCUGAAAUGAGCCCUCAGAUAUUCCUACGAGAUGUUCUCAUUUUCCCGGCUUUCCUCUUUAAGAUUGCUUAGCUGUGAGAUUGAUUUUUUCUGUUGGAAUUUUGAAAAAUUGUAGUGGUUGUUAAUUUUUGAUAGGGCUGAAUCCAGAAAAUAGGCAUUUCAUCGGAAUUUCGAUUUUUUCCAUGAAAACCUUGAUUUUAAAACGUUUUUUUUAGGGAAAAUAGUUUUUCAUUUGGAUUUUCUUUAGUAGGAUCCUAAAGGAAUCGAUUUUUGGGAGAAACUCCUGAAUUUUUUAAUCUGACCCAAAAUCAGAAUUCAGAAAAAUCGGACAUUUUUAUAGAUUCGGUGAGAUUUGAACGUAUUUUUGAAGUUACUGGGAAAAUUUUUAGUGGCCACUAUAGGGUUUUGACGUUUUAGUGGUCACUAUAGAGGUCUAAGUGCUACUACUAGACCACUAAAAGUUUUAGUGGCCACUUUAGGGGUCAAUGGAUCAGCAUAACUGGUCCAAUCUGUUUGUUUUAAAAUUAUAAGAGUUACUGGAAGGAAUACUGGAUGAAAAACUACUAAAGUGGCCCCUAAAACGGAAAAUAGUGACUACUAUAGAGGUGGGUUUAGUGGCCACUUUAGUGUCCUCUCCAAGUAGUCCUUGGCCAGCCUCUAUAGUGGCCACUAAAGAAACAAAAAUUUUAUUACAGCUUUCAGCCUUUCUUAAUGAGAUACAUUUAUUAGAUAAAUUUUUUAAUAAUUCAAUUUUUUUUUGGGGAAAAAAGCUGAAGCUUCAUUUGCUAAAAUAGUUCUUAUCUUUCUUUUUUUUUAAAUCAAAAAGCUUUGGUUCAUUCUCAAUAGCAUUACUUCGUCCUCAUCUCAUUCACUUCUCGAUUUUUCCACUGAAAAACCAAGGAAAAGCUCAUUGGAGCACUUUUGGUUUGGCGGAAAAUGGCCGCGCAUUUCCUGGGUCCGGAUAUCAGAGGGGAUGUUUUUUUUUUCUCUCGACGUUUUGUUGUCGUCUCCUCUCUUGUCCAUGGGAUUUCGCUUUUUCUUUGGAUGUCCCACGAGCAUUUUUUUCGGCUCCUUUCAUAGAUUUAUUUUUGAGCGUAUUGGAUGGUUUUCACAGAUUUUAGUAGAAAAUAACUGAUUCUAAAAGUUUAGGUGGUUUUUUUGAAUUUUGUCGGUUUUUAAAAAACAUUUUUAUUUCUUCAAGCAGUGCGUUUUAAGGUUAACUUUUAGACUAAACCCUCAAAGUUUAUUUAUGCGCUCUCUUGGCCUUUUAGCGUUAGAGCGAACUUGCUUUUUUCGCAAAUUUUUUUUUUCCUGUAGAUACGUUUAUUCCCUCCUAACGGUUUUUUGAUUCUCUGGCUAAUUUUUUGAUAUUAAAAAAAAGGUCGAUGUUUUUUUUUUCGGAAAGCCUCAAAUAGCAAUUGUCAAAGUAAAGUCUGAAAUUCAAAAAAAAAAGCUCCUAAAUAAUCCUUCUGGUGAACUGAAAACAAAAAAAAAACUAAGUAACCCCGGAAAAGUUUGAGCAAAGUUUGGAGACCCCAUAGCCGAAGCGAAACGUCAAAGUAAUUCAAGUUGAGCGAAACUUUUGGGCCUUGAAGAAGACGAGGAAGGUGUUCGGAAGGAAUGUGUGGUGGUUCGUGCAUAAUGGCGUCUGACUCGGACCAUCAGCAGGGAACUCAAAGAGGCAGCCUAAUUGGUCGCCCAAAAUUACUCCCCUUCUUGUUGGAGUUGUGUGUGUGUGUGUGUGGCUUCUGCUGCAGAAUCAGCCGUCUUUUCGCGUUUUUCUUUGUCCUUUUCGUGUAGGAAUCGCUUAGGAUCAUUGCUUUUUUUUCAAUCUCGAACCUUGAAGAAAAUCCUUACAAGGAAGGCCAUUUUACUUCCCUGAAAAUUGGCCAGAGUACUCUUUGAUGUACCAGGUAGAUAUCCUGGCGAUUUUUGCAGGUAUAGAGACUCAGGAUCUUCCUCUAGCACAUCAAAGAGUGUUCUGGCUAAUUUUUCAGGCAACCGCAUGGUGAAAUGACCUUCCUUGUCAGAAAUAGCUUGUUUUUCUCAACUUCAGCCUUGAGAAAUCACAAAAAACGGCUGAUUUUUCACAGAAUAGGCCUGAAAUUUUUUUUUCUCCGUCCAGAAUUAUUGCUUUUGUACACCUAAAACCUUGAAAAUUGCCCCAGAAAUGGCUGAUUUUCCUAAAAUUCAGCCUUGGAAAAAUCACAAAAACAGCUGAUUUUUCACAGAAUAGGCCAAAAACUUUCCCUUCAGAGUUUCUUUGUCUUUUUUCGUGUAGGAAUCGCUCAAUAUUGAUGCUUUUUUAAAAUCUCAAAUCUCGAAAAGGGGUCUCAGAAUCAGAGUUUUUUCACAGAUCUGCUCGAAGCUUUUUGCAAAAACCUUUUUUAGUUUUUUUUUUUUCGGACAGGAAUGGGUCAGAAUUGUCGUAUUUUUAACCUCACACCUUGAAAAAAAAUUCCCCAAAAAUUCCUGAUUUUUUUAUGACAGGAAACUUCAACAAAAAAGCUCUUCUAGAGCCGAAAUUGGUUUUUAUUUUCAGUUCUUCAAUAUUCGAAACGUAAAACAUUGUUUGUUUUUUUUUUCAACUUUAAUGACCUCGAAAAUCAUUAAAUAUCAUGAAAAGGCUAUUAUGUGAGUCUGAAUUUGAGGCUCACUUUACGACUUCUCCUUUUUUCCACAGCCAAAUUUUUCGACGACCUCGAGAACCAUCAAACAGCUCAAUAAAAUGUCGGGUUUUUCAGGUGACACCACCAGCCAAAUCGGCCGUCUUCGAGGUGAACGUCCGACGGGCUUACACGUUCAAAGUGGCGGCGUCGACGAUGAAAGGCCUCGGUCCGUUCUCGCCCGUCCUCACCAUCAAUCCCGACCCUGCCGGUUAG
Molecule: messenger RNA, 12161 nt
Organism: Caenorhabditis auriculariae
Lineage: Eukaryota; Metazoa; Nematoda; Chromadorea; Rhabditida; Rhabditidae
Source: the annotation of a GenBank genome assembly